AUGUUUGGACGAUUCUACGCCGGAACUCACUCUCAGCAGCGCCACCACCGCCGCGGCCACGAUGCUCAACAGUUCCAAGAUGCCGACAUCCACUGGGUGAACGUCUCCUUCAGCGCCGGCGAUGUCAUGAUGCCUGACUGGGACCUCUUCGAGGUCGCCAAACUGGCCAUCCGUGGCGGCCGCGCCAGCAUCAGUAGCCGGCCGACCAUGCAUGGAUGCAGUCUUAUGUAUUCUAUCAAGGUCGAGGGUACCUUUACCCACCGUGACGACAUCCUUACUGCGGCCGACGCUCUUAUUUGCGGAUAUCAGAGAGAGAUCGACCAGGGUCGGGGCCCAGGUUUGUUCCCUCGCAGCUGUGUGUUUAGUGGCAUUCCGCCUUAUUAA
Penicillium lagena is the source of this 384-nucleotide messenger RNA. RefSeq lists its product as uncharacterized. Bases 1 to 384 code for a protein of 127 amino acids. The transcript has a single exon. NCBI's taxonomy places the organism in Eukaryota, Fungi, Ascomycota, Eurotiomycetes, Eurotiales, Aspergillaceae. The record is from RefSeq and is a predicted model, not a curated record.